Molecule: messenger RNA, 1260 nt
Organism: Prunus dulcis (almond)
Lineage: Eukaryota; Viridiplantae; Streptophyta; Magnoliopsida; Rosales; Rosaceae
Product: dirigent protein 24-like
Exons: 1
Coding region: 1-1260 (419 amino acids)
Source: RefSeq, a predicted model, not a curated record
AUGGCCAAGUCUCUUUUACCCACCUCCAAGCCACUCAAGGCCACACUUUACAUAUUGGUCCUAGCCAUCAUCCUUGGAUAUGCCAACUCAGCUAGGAUCCUUGAUGAGGCACUUCCUGAAGCAUCCAAUCCUCUCCCAACACCUGUCCCUACCUCAAAUCCUCAGACAAAUCCCACUGCCUCAUUGCCAAGUGGCCAAAUCCCCGCCAUCGCCCCCGCAAUCACAACCGUUAAUGACACGGAGGAUGAUGCUGACUCGCCAAUUCCAGAGACUGAUGUGGCACCACCAGUAGUUCCUCCUGUCACCACUGUACCAGAAGCUGACUCACCACAACCCGAGACUGAGGAACCUACCACCGUGCCAGCACCCAUUCCUGACGUGGCCCCUGUUGCUGGGGCGGCACCCGGUGUAGGUCCUGCUGUCACAUCACCAAGUACCCCAAUCCCAAUCCCCACACCUGUGGCAGGUCCUAUCCCCACAUCACCAACUGGGCCGAACCCAACAGCCGCCGCCGGCUCCACCGUGGCAAAACCAGGCGCCGAAAACCCACAUUUGUCCUUCUUCAUGCACGACAUUCUAGGAGGAUCACACCCAUCAGUCAGAGUGGUCACUGGCCUGGUAGCCAACACAGUUUUCAACGUCCCUUUCUCCAAGGCCAACAACAACAUCUUCCCAGUCAGCGGCGGGACCCCGUUGACCAACAACAACUUAAACGGCUUCCUCGAUAGCAACAAGAACAACAUCCCAAGCAUCGCAGGCCUCACCGGCCUCACCAACUCACAGAGCAGCACAGUGAUCCAGAACAGCGGCAACAACAACGUUGUCAGUGGCGGCAGCAACCAACCCUUCGUCACGGCAGGCCAGCUGCCGACUGGAGCCACUCUCCAGAAGCUCAUGUUCGGCUCAGUGACGGUGAUCGACGACGAGCUGACCGAAGGACACGAGCUGGGUUCUGCCGUACUUGGAAAGGCACAAGGUUUUUACUUGGCAAGCUCGUUGGACGGGAACAGCCACACCAUGGCUUUCACCGUGUUGUUGCAUGGCGAACAUGGCGCACAUGAUGAGGUGGAGGACACCAUAAGCUUGUUUGGGGUCCACCGUACUGCCUCCCCUGUUUCUCACAUUGCUGUGAUUGGUGGGACCGGGAAGUACGAGAUGGCUACUGGGUAUGCGGCCAUUGAGAGCCUUCAUCAGGAGGACCAGCAUACGACUGAUGGCGUGGACACUAUAAUGCAGAUCAGUGUUUACCUCUCUGAAUAG